This is a messenger RNA of Momordica charantia (bitter melon), 1934 nucleotides long. RefSeq names its product Emsy N Terminus (ENT)/ plant Tudor-like domains-containing protein (gene EML3). The record is from RefSeq and is a predicted model, not a curated record. Gene Ontology annotation, biological process: defense response to fungus. Gene Ontology annotation, cellular component: nucleus. NCBI's taxonomy places the organism in Eukaryota, Viridiplantae, Streptophyta, Magnoliopsida, Cucurbitales, Cucurbitaceae.
GAGACAAUAAUCAAUUUCAAGUCCGCCUUCGAGUUCCCUCCCAACGCAGAACGCCCUGCCUCUCUCGCUUCGUUCAUCUUUACACACCUUCUGCCCCUCGCAAAAACCCUCAAUUCCCAAUCCGUAGAUUCUUCCUAUCAAUUAUUUCCGCCUGAAUUUCUCCAACUUUUUCGAGCGGAUCGAGUCGUCUCACUGGAUCUAGCCGUGUCUCCAAAUUUUUAGCUUCCUCCACUUCAUGGGCAGCGGCUGAGCUCGGAGUCGGGCCCAUAUUCCGUCGUUCCUGUUUGUUCGUCGCCGGUGUUCUUGCUGAAUCCGGUCGAAUUUUGAGUUGGGUCUGUCGCGAAGUUGAUUUCCUUUCCUGGGUUGGAGUGGGUGAACGUUGAUUUGGGUGGCCGGAACUUCGAUGGAGUAUGAACCGUCGGAUAGCAGUGGAACAGAUGAUGACCUUCCUCCUCCUCAUCAAAAUAGAUUUCAACGAGGUGGGCUUCCUGCUGGGAACGGAAGAUCUGCUGCGGUCAAUUCUUCUACAUUACCUAGGAUGCUCGGUGAUAUGGAAAUGCAGAUCCACCACAUUGAGCAGGAAGCAUAUAGUUCAGUCCUCCGUGCUUUUAAAGCUCAAUCAGAUGCGAUUACAUGGGAAAAGGAAAGUUUAAUAACAGAAUUAAGAAAGGAGUUGAGAGUAUCAGAUGAAGAACACAGAAAACUUUUAUCCAGGGUAAAUGCAGACGAUGUCAUCAAAAGGAUAAGGGAAUGGAGAACAGCAAAUGGGGUUCAACCCGGAAAGCUGAAUACUGAUCAACUGAUGGCUGAUCCCACACCCAGCCCUACUGCAUCUGCAUCACGGAAGAAACAGAAAACGUCCCAGGCUUCUUUGUCCCAAGGUGGACCUACUCCUGCAGUACCUCCUGGUACGCAACCAUCUUCAUCAGCCAUGAGACGCGGUCCUCCCCCUGGAGCUAGGAAUAUAAAGACGAAAUCAUCCAUGCAUACAGGUCUUACGGGAAGUGGCCAAGGGAAUAAUCGAGGUUCUUUAGGGGCCUUUGUUUCACAUGAACCUGCUGAAGGAGCAACCCAUCAACCGGUAAUUGGACGGAAAGUUUGGACUAGGUGGCCCGAAGACAACAGCUUCUAUGAGGCUGUUAUAACUGAUUAUAACCAUGCUGAGGGCCGUCAUGCUUUGGUCUAUGAUAUCAAUACGGCAAACGAGACGUGGGAAUGGGUCAACCUUAAAGAGAUACCUCCUGAAGAUAUUAGGUGGGAACGUGGCGAUUUACCUCGCAGUGGCGCUCGACCUGGACACGGGAGGGGCAAUAAGAAGUCCAUGACACGGGGUGGUGCAGUUGCAGCUGGUGGAAGGGGUCGGGGGACCACAAAGGGCCAAUCCAGGAAAGACUUACCUGUCUCUCAAAAUGGUUCUAGGAAGCAGGCUACGGGCGAUAUUGAAAUACUUCACACCGACACGCUGAUUAAGGAGGUGGAAAAAGUAUUUGGUGCCAAUCAUCCCGACCCGAUGGAGAUCGAAAAGGCUAAGAAAGUGCUGAAAGAGCACGAACAAUCCCUCGUCGACGCGAUCGCAAGGCUUGAAGAUGCAUCCGAUGGUGAAAGUGCAGAUGGGAGAGAACCAUAUUCUCAAGGGCAAUCAAUGGUUCGUGUAUGAUGAUGAUGUAAAGUGGCUGAAGCUCCAAAAUGGCAAAAAUUCUACAACUUGCAGACUUGCUAUGGAAAAAUUUCUGCAGUGUGCUCAGCUCCGUUAUGGCGUUUUCGAGCAUUUUUGAACUCUUGUGAUCAACUGUGCAGUUAAUGAAGUCAUGGCUUCUGUUUAUUGAUUGUACUAAGAAUUCUUGUUUUAUUUUGGUAUCUAGCUUUAACUCAGUAGAAAUGUUCUUCCUGUAAAACUCUAUUCCAGAGUCAAUAGAAUCUCAUUUAGAUGCUUA